AUGAAUUUCGGAUUUCUACUGUGUAGCCUAGUGUCGUGGUGGCCGACAACGGGCGUUGCAAAUGCAUUCCUUUUGUAUCCUGCUGCCUCUGUUAUACAGAUAACAGCUUUGGUAUCGGCCCCCAUCGAAAUUCCAGGGCGAAAACUCUAUUGGGAUUGGGGCAUUCAAAUGAACUACGACUUGCCAUACAAUCUGCAGAAUUUCGUCAAUUUACCCAUAUGGGAGGGUGAAUGGGGUAAUCGAAGGCGGCGAAAUUUGGAAGAGUUACAAAGCCAGGACAAUGGGAAAAACACCUGGUGGCAUAUUGCGGCUAAAUACAAUGAGCUGAAUGAUACGCAGCCUAAGAAUCAUCCGAGUGAUUUUACAGCAGGUGAAUUAUACCACGACUUGGAGAAUCUAUUGACAAGUUAUGGAUUCCAUGAGACAUGCUUGUUGAGAAGCGUUUGUGAACUAGCCCGCCAUCCAUUUGAUGAUGCUCAACAAAAUCUGAUCACAGAGAUACUAACAUUUCUUUUGACGCCCUCUUUACACGAAGCCUUUUCCGAUUCGGAAACAAUGUACCGCGAAGUUUAUGAGACUGCUGAACGUAGAGGAUUUUUGCAUCACAAUUGUGCCGACCUGUAUAGCGAAUGCCAAGAAGACCUGUUAACUGCCCUCACUAAUGUAGACAUGGCCAACAAUGUUAAUGCGUGAUGUCCACAGCAGCCAACAAUAAAGUCUAAGAUAACCAUAUAAAAGAA
Molecule: messenger RNA, 740 nt
Organism: Stomoxys calcitrans (stable fly)
Lineage: Eukaryota; Metazoa; Arthropoda; Insecta; Diptera; Muscidae
Exons: 4
Coding region: 1-693 (230 amino acids)
Source: RefSeq, a predicted model, not a curated record